Molecule: messenger RNA, 3871 nt
Organism: Mya arenaria
Lineage: Eukaryota; Metazoa; Mollusca; Bivalvia; Myida; Myidae
Product: zinc finger protein 768-like
Exons: 5
Coding region: 130-1251 (373 amino acids)
Biological process (GO): regulation of transcription by RNA polymerase II
Cellular component (GO): nucleus
Molecular function (GO): RNA polymerase II cis-regulatory region sequence-specific DNA binding; DNA-binding transcription factor activity, RNA polymerase II-specific
Source: RefSeq, a predicted model, not a curated record
UUUGAAGGGAAAAAUGGCGACAAUGCGGCAAAAGUUAUGACACAAAAGACUGUAUUUCUUUGAUUUACUUACUGUAUAAAUAAAUAAGAGCCGUGCAGUGUAAGAAACAAGUGACACCUAUAUGCAAACAUGGCUACCCCUGACAUGGACGUGAUAAAAGAGGUGCCGGGGUACAGGGUCAUCUUGAAAGCCGUGCUGAAGGCGCAGAUACAGCAACUGAUUGAGCAACUAGCAGUAACCACAAAUGAAGAGUCCAUCAUUCUGACAGCCAGUGUGGCUGAUGGCACCCUGAGUCACCUUGGCUCUGACUCAGCUAAAGGCUUCCUUGAAGACCAUGAGGAUGUCAAGUCACAGUUCCUGGGAUACUGCCUCAAAACCCACCACAAAAAAAAACAGGAAGAGAAAGAGAAGAAAGAUGCUGAAGAAGCAAUGUUACGAUUGCAGCAGCACCAAGCUGCUGCCCCAAACUUCACACCCAUGGCUCCAGGAAUGGGGUACCAGCAGCGAGCCCAUAGAUUCAUGUCUCCUAGGUCCAGGGGUGGGGCAGUACCAGUGGGGCUCACCCGCUCAAGACAUGAACCAUAUAGUGUUCCUAGGGGUAGAAGACCGUCAGCAACAAGUACUGGAUCACCUGUGGCAAAAACUGACAGUGUUAUGGUAAAGAGUGAGCCAGAAGAGGCUGCGAACCAGACUUUCGGUGAGAGUUCUUCUAAUCCAACUCAAAAUGCAGGAAAUGAUGAUGACAAUUCUAGAGCAUCAGAAAUGCAGGCUGGCCAGGGUAAUGAUUAUCAGGAAGGGUUAGAGCUCGGUGCAGAGUUCUCAAACUUUAUGUCCGGAAUGGAUACUAGUCAAGGGGACACAUCUCAGGGCAGUGGGGGCCCUAAUGUGAGUGUAAAACUUGAGACAGGUGCUGGAUCAGAUGACGGGCUUGAAAUUACUGGAGUUGAGCCUGGUCAGCCUGUGAUCCCUAGCCAGCAGGAUUGGGACCCUAACGCAGCAAUGGGCAUGAACUUUGACCCCGGGGCCGGAACCAGUUCCCCAGGAGACAGCUUGGCCGGGCAACAGGGAUACAAGAUAAAAGGAGUUACCUGUCAUUUCUGCGGGAAAUGGUUUCAAUUCCAGUAUAACUUAAACAUGCAUCUGCGAAUACACACGGGAGAGAGACCAUUCAAGUGUGAAGUGUGUAAACGGGGGUUUAACCAGAAGGUCCACUUACAGUCACAUAUGCUUACACAUGCGAAACACAUGUAACAUUUCUGUUAGUCAAUAAGAUGAAAAGUAAUGGGAUUUUUGUCAACAAGCAUUUUCUUUUUAUACUGAAACAAUGUAAAAAAUGUGAUGUUAAAUAGAUGAACAAUGUGAAUUUUGUCAGUGAAAAUUGAAAUAUAAUGGUACAGCAUGGUUAUGUGAUUCAUGUGGAGAAAAAAGGAAUGGAAAUUUUAUCAAUGAACAAUUUUAUUUUCCUAUAUAUAUGAACAUUCAAAGAAAUAUGAUGAACAUUUUAAAUGGAAAUGUGAUAAAUAUUUUAAAGGGGCAAGACACCAGAUGGUUCCAAAAUCAGCAAAUACAUUAUUUCCACAAGACCAAGCUAGAUUUGUCAAUACAAGCUAGUAUGAGGCCGAUAUAACAUCAUUUAAAUGAUUAAAAUUAUAUUUUCUUGCCUUCUCAACUGAGUUAUCCUGCUUAAAGUGUGGAUAAUGGUUUCCCAGUUUGUAUUGUGUAUAAAUUGACUGGGUGUUGCGUGGUAGAAAAACCCUGUAAAUUUCUAAUUCAAAAAAUAGACAAAAACUGCCAAAGAUACAUGUGUCGUUAGCAAGGUGAUUCAUCACUCAGUAUGAUUCAAUGCAUUGUACACAACAAUAACAGUUUUAUGUAAGUUUUUGACAAUUUUCUUUUUUCCUUGCAACUGUAUCAUCCGGUGUCUAGUCCCUUUAAUAGAUAUGUGGUUUGUCAAAAGAUACUGACAGUGAAAUAGUUAACCAAUGACAGAUAUCCAGUUCCUUUUGCUUGAUUAUUGAUAUAAAUCAGGGAUAAUUCUAUGUCAGAUUUUCAAUGAGAGAAUUGCUCCCAUUUGUCCAAAAUUGGUGAGAGAAUUUUAAUUUCAGUGAGAUUUUUUUAUAAUACAUGGAUAACGCAGUGAUAAAACAAUGCAUAACAGUAACUUGUUUCAUGAAUAUCAGUAUACAUUGUAUUUACAAAUUUACAAUUAAUAGGUAUAUAGAUAUAAUAUAUACACUUGUUUGACUAGAAGGAAACACUUGUUAACAGUUCAGACAGCAUGAACAUUCAUACUCCUUAUAUUUGAGCAAAAAAAUAGGAUUAAGCCAUUUUUGCUGAAAGGUGCAUUGACUUUUUUGGGAGAUGAAGGCUUUCCAUUGUUGUUUUCAUCUGAACCUGGUAUUUUAUUUUGGUCCAGAGGCUUUUUUCAAGGAAUCCAAACAACGUUUUCUGAUUAGACAUUUUGACGCUUCCGAUAUUGUAGACACAUUUAAAAUGCAGUGGUAACCCGCGUAAACAAAAUUAUUCCGGGUCACAAACGAGAUAUCGCGGAAAUCGCUUACUAGAAUUAUCCCUGGAUAUAAAUGAUAUUACCCUCAUAGUUCACUAACAAUCAAAGGUAAUAUUAUUUAAAUCAUUAAACAACCAAAGGGAAUGGGAUAUCUAUCAAUGAACAACGAAACAGAAUGGAAAUUUUGGAUAAUGAACAACCAAAUAUAAUGGGAUAUAUGUCAGUGAAUCACUGAACGUUAUGUAUUUUCUGUCAUUAAACAACAUAAAGUAAUGUGUUAUCUGUCAUUGAACAUAAAAAAUGGCUAUACCUAACAAUGAACAAUGGGAUAUCUAAUAAUGAACAACCAAAGUUAAUGGGAUAUCUGUCAAUGAACAACCAAAGUUAAUGGGAUAUCUGUCAAUGAACAACCAAAGUUAAUGGGAUAUCUAAUAAUGAACAACCAAAGUUAAUGGGAUAUCUGUCAAUGAACAACCAAAGUUAAUGGGAUACCUAACAAUGAACAACCAAAGUUAAUGGGAUAUCUAACAAUGAACAACCAAAGUUAAUGGGAUAUCUGUCAAUGAACAACCUAACUCGAUGGGAUAUCUGUCAAUGAAUAACCUAACUCGAUGGGAUAUCUGUCAAUGAACAACCUAACUCGAUGGGAUAUCUGUCAAUGAAUAACCUAACUCGAUGGGAUAUCUGUCAAUGAACAACCAAAGGUUAUGGGAUAUCUGUCAAUGAACAACCAAAGGUAAUGGGAUAUCUGUCAAUGAACAACCAAAGUCAAUGGGAUAUCUAAUGAUGAACAACCAAAGUCAGUUGGAUAUAAGUCAAUGAACAACCAAAGUUAAUGGGAUAUCUAACAAUGAACAACCAAAGAUAAUGGGAUAUCUAACAAUGAACAACCAAAGUUAAUGGGAUAUCUGUCAAUGAACAACCAAAGAUAAUGGGAUAUCUAACAAUGAACAACCAAAGUUAAUGGGAUAUCUGUCAAUGAACAACCAAAGAUAAUGGGAUAUCUAACAAUGAACAACCAAAGUCAGUUGGAUAUAAUUAUGUCAAUGAACAACCAAAGUCAGUUGGAUAUCUGUCAAUGAACAACCAAAGUCAGUUGGAUAUCUGUCUUUGAACAACAAGAACUAAUGAGAUACCUGUCAAGUACUGUUUUUUUGUCGUGGUUAUGUCAUUUCUUUCAAAGAACAGGAAUAUGUGUCUUUGAAUAUUCAAUGAAUUUAUAUUAUCUAAUUCUAUAAUUAUGUUGAAGAACAUCUACUUUACAAAUGUUUUUGAUCUCUUUGUCACUAAAAGUUAAAUAAGACUACAUGAUUCCUGUUGAUGAUUGCAUUAUAAAAAGAUGUAAAAAGUAUGUAUUGUCUC